UUCUUUAUUUCCUGAAUGUGAACGGUGGCUGCUCAACAAUCAAGUGAAAACCAUGGUGACUGCUGAUGAAAUUGCACAAUUGUGCUAUGAGCGUUUCAACGAGCUCCCACGGCGAGGAAAGCCCGAGCCGGGCAGAGAGUGGACCCCGUUAGCCGCGGUGGUGAAAAUCACCCGAUGUGCAAAGUCGGGGAGAGUUGAAAAAGAAGUUGUAUCCCUUGGAAGUGGGACAAAGUGUAUUGGACAGACUGCCAUGAGUCCCAAAGGUGAUGUGCUCAAUGACAGCCAUGCAGAAGUCAUUGCCAGAAGAGGGUGUAUCAGGUAUCUAACACAGGAGUUGCACAGCGCUGUGAGCGGAAGGGGAAGCACUGUGUUUUGUCAGAGAGUGCAUCAGGGGAAAUUGAGGCUUCAGCCAGGAAUUUCCUUCCUGUUUUUUACCAGUCAUACACCCUGUGGUGACGCCUCUAUAAUCCCUAUGAAUAGCAGGCAGCUUCAAGUGUGUACUUCUGUCACAUCUAUGAAGAAUGAUCAAGGGACACCUGGAGGCCUAAAAAGAAAAGCUAACGCACACAUUCCAAGGCAAAACUCCAAACAGCCCUCUCUAGAAGAAAAUGGCACUGAAGAGACAAAACGAAAGAAUAUUCAAGAAUCAAAACAGCAUUUUUCCUUGCCUUCAUCCUCAUCUACAAGUGAUGAUGAGCCAUCACAGGGACCAUCUGCCAAAAGACAUCUUCAGACCGUCUCACAUGCUUCAGCAGAGCUGAUAAUAAAUAACAGAGUCCCUUCAAACGUUAGCCCUGUUGUCUGUGCCAGGCUGAACUCGCAGGUCUGUGAUAUUCUCAGAACAGGAGCCAAGUCUGUACCAGGUGGCCUUGCAGAUCCUCUUCAACCGGGGAUGGGGUACCAUAGCACAGGAUUACUUCGUGUCAAACCUGGUCGAGGAGAGCCAACGCUGUCUCUCUCAUGCAGUGAUAAACUGGCUCGGUGGGCGGUGCUGGGCUUUCAGGGUGCACUCCUGUCACAUUACCUACAGAAGGCGCUCUACUUUAGCACUGUGGUGAUAGGAAAGUGCCCCUUUAGCCACGAGGCCAUGCAAAGAGCUUUGAUCACAAGAUGCUCCCAUGUAUCAGAUCUCCCUGCUGGUUUCUCAGUGUCUGCACCCAUUUUUCUGCAGUCCAAAUUGGAGUUCCCCUUCAGCCAGGCCCAGACUGAGCUCCAACACAAAGCUGGACAAGGAUGCAUUACACCCUGUGGGGCAGCUGUCAGCUGGUGUAAAGUGCCUGAUCAGCCACUUGAUGUCACUGCCAGCGGCAUCAAACAAGGAGUCACCAAGAAGGCCCUGGGAACAGCUAAAUCUAGGUCUGCUCUGUGCAAACUGGAGCUUUUUCAUUCAUUCCUGUCUGUGGUGUCGUCCACUGACGCUUCAGUACUUCCAGACUCUCUUAGGAGGACGGAUCUACACACUUACUUGGACUACAAGGAGGCAUCUGAGGCCUACCAGCAAGCUUGGCAGCUACUUCGCAAUCAGGCGUUCCCCCUUUGGCCACGCAGUAACAGAGACCUCCUGCUCUUCAAAUGAAACCCAAAAUAUCCCCGUUAAGCUUAUUGCAGAGCUGUCAAAUGAUCCGGAACAUCCAUAUUUUGUUACA
Messenger RNA from Phycodurus eques (leafy seadragon), 1646 nucleotides. RefSeq names its product adenosine deaminase tRNA specific 1 (gene adat1). The record is from RefSeq and is a predicted model, not a curated record. Lineage: Eukaryota; Metazoa; Chordata; Actinopteri; Syngnathiformes; Syngnathidae. Bases 53 to 1576 code for a protein of 507 amino acids. Gene Ontology annotation, biological process: RNA processing. The transcript is spliced from 10 exons. Gene Ontology annotation, molecular function: adenosine deaminase activity; RNA binding.